Molecule: messenger RNA, 1578 nt
Organism: Venustampulla echinocandica
Lineage: Eukaryota; Fungi; Ascomycota; Leotiomycetes; Helotiales; Pleuroascaceae
Exons: 3
Coding region: 1-1578 (525 amino acids)
Biological process (GO): transmembrane transport; zinc ion transport; intracellular zinc ion homeostasis
Cellular component (GO): membrane; Golgi apparatus
Molecular function (GO): zinc ion transmembrane transporter activity
Source: RefSeq, a predicted model, not a curated record
AUGGCUUCUACCUAUGCGCUGCCAGGCUCUGCAAUGGCUCAUGGACACGGCCAUCAUGGCAAUGGCCAUAUUCAUUCGCAUUCGCAUUCCCAAUCGCCGUCGCACUCCCACUCCCACUCACCAAGUGGGCAGUAUCCAGCAAACACGACGAAAGGGCUACGGCAGGAAGGAUCUAAUGGAAGCCUCCAUUCACAUUCGCAUUCCGAGCCGGGUAUCGAUCAUGGCCAUGGCCACAACCACUCCCAUGGUUCUUCCCAUGGGCAUAGGCAUGAGCGGUCGAUUGCCCCACAGAGCAAUGGUUUGCCACCUACCGCAGAAUGGUCCGAAAAGCAAAUCCAGCAAAUGAACCCUUAUGAGCCGCCCUUAGUUGAUGCUAGCCAUGCCCACGGGCAUGCCCACACGCAUACCUCGUCCCCGGAGCCGCGGUCGAGGUUCACAGGACUCCUGCUCCCAAUGGUGCAGCGGUGGCCUCUUCUACACACGAUACUAGCAGCGAAGGAUUCCAGAAGGAUUUUCUACUUUAUGAGUCUCAACUUCGCAUUCAUGCUUGUGCAAGCAUUUUACGGAUACAUAACAGAUUCGCUUGGGCUGCUCAGCGACAGCAUACAUAUGUUCUUCGAUUGCCUGGCAUUAGGAGUGGGAUUAUUCGCAGCGGUAGCAAGCAAAUGGCCUCCGAGUGAACGAUUCCCCUAUGGCUUCGGAAAGAUCGAGAGCCUGUCUGGGUUUGGGAAUGGGGUAUUUCUGAUGUUGAUAAGCGUCGAGAUUAUGAUCGAGGCAACAGAGCGACUUGCGGAUGGUCGAGAGACGAAGCGACUCUUGGAGCUCUUUAUUGUUAGCGGGCUUGGAUUGGCAGUGAACUUGGUAGGGAUGGCUUGUUUUGGCCAUCACGGACAUGCAGGGCACGACCACGGAGGUCAUAGCCACGGACAUUCCCAUUCCCACUCGCACUCACACUCACACGAUAAAACGCAUACUCAUAACGAUUUCCACGAACACGAUCAUGAUCAUAGCCACGGUCAUAGCCAUGAUCAUGACCAUGCCCACUCGGAUCACUCCCACGUUGGCCACGGCCAUUCUCAUGACAACGAGAACAUGCAUGGGAUCUUCCUCCACGUUCUCGCUGACACUAUGGGCAGCGCAGCAGUCAUGGUUUCCACAGCCUUAAUCUACUUCGUAGGUUGGAGCGGCUGGGAUCCUCUCGCUUCCUGCAUCAUCGCCAUAUUAAUUUUCAUGUCCUCCAUCCCACUCAUCAAAUCCAGCGCGAAGAAGCUCCUUCUCACAGUCCCUGACGACGUCGAGUACAACCUCCGGGCAACACUCUCGGGCGUCAGCGAUCUCCGCGGUGUAGCCAGUUAUUCUGUGCCCAGAUUCUGGUUGGGCGACAACGAGGCUGAGAACGUGUUAGGCGUAAUCCACAUACAUGCAACUCGUGGCUCAGACCUCGAAGAUGUGAGGGAACGCACCAGAAACUUUCUGCUGGGAAAGGGCGUAGAUGUGGUGGUACAGGUUGAGAAAGAUGGUGAUCUGAAUUGUUGGUGCGGGACGGGCGGCAUAAAACGCGGCAGUCCACGCCCUUAG